Ruditapes philippinarum (Manila clam) is the source of this 6477-nucleotide messenger RNA. Its product is annotated as pyruvate carboxylase 1-like. Gene Ontology annotation, molecular function: metal ion binding; pyruvate carboxylase activity; ATP binding. The record is from RefSeq and is a predicted model, not a curated record. Gene Ontology annotation, biological process: gluconeogenesis; pyruvate metabolic process. Lineage: Eukaryota; Metazoa; Mollusca; Bivalvia; Venerida; Veneridae. The transcript is spliced from 23 exons. The coding region runs from base 214 to 3927 and encodes 1237 amino acids. Gene Ontology annotation, cellular component: cytoplasm.
ACAUUGUUAUUUCUAAUAUUUGAUAUAUUUAAGAAGUUUUUUAAAAAGGCAAAUUAAUUCGAAUCUAAACAAAAAAGGUGAAGGCCGAAUCGGCAAGCUGGAAGUUCACUGAAUGUCAAGGGAUUUUGUUUUGAAAAGGAGAGAUUGUGUAAUAAUUGUGUAAACAACGAAGGGGAGAUAAUCUUGUGAAGAGGAGUUCAAGGACAGGACAAAAUGCUGCGUCUGCAGACCCGGGCUGCCCAGCUUAGGCAUGUUGCCAGCUUGCAACUGUCAGAAGGUCCAGCUGGGCUUAAACCUAGGCCAGGGUUCAAGUUGCCAGCAGGCAUUUGUUGCAAUUCUACUUCAGCAAGCAACACAGGGCGGUUAUCACCUACAAAAGAGGUUGGCCAGAUCAAGAAACUACUGGUUGCCAACAGAGGUGAGAUAGCCAUCCGUGUGUUUAGAGCCUGUACUGAGAUGAACAUACGUACUGUAGCCAUCUACUCGGAGCAGGACAAAAUGCACAUGCAUAGACAGAAAGCUGAUGAAUCUUACCUGAUAGGAAUGGGACUUCCACCUGUAGCUGCUUACCUCAAUAUACCUGAGAUUAUACAUAUAGCCAAGGAGCAUGGUGUAGAUGCAAUUCACCCUGGUUACGGGUUCUUGUCUGAGAGAUCAGACUUUGCUCAGUCAGUGUUAGACGCAGGGAUCAGAUUUAUUGGACCAUCACCGGAGGUUGUACGUCGUAUGGGAGAUAAAGUUGAGGCAAGGGAGGCUGCUAUAGAAGCUGGUGUACAAGUGGUACCAGGGACUCCCGGACCAGUUGAGAGUGCAGAACAUGCUAUAGAAUUCUGUGAAACAUAUGGACUGCCAGUCAUAUUUAAGGCUGCAUAUGGUGGUGGUGGUAGAGGAAUGAGGGUUGUCAAAACUAUGGAGGAGAUUAAAGAAAAUUUUCAUCGAGCUACAUCAGAGGCCCAGUCUGCGUUUGGUAAUGGUUCCCUCUUCCUGGAGAAAUUUAUUGAGAGACCAAGACAUAUUGAAGUUCAAAUCUUAGGUGACUAUGCAGGUAAUGUAGUUCAUCUAUACGAGAGAGAUUGCUCCGUACAGAGACGUCAUCAAAAGGUUGUAGAGAUAGCCCCCGCCCCCCAGCUGGCUAAAGAAAUACAGGAACAGAUGACAGCUGAUGCUAUAAGACUUGCCAAGCAUGUCGGGUAUGAGAAUGCUGGAACAGUUGAGUUCUUACUGGAUAACAAGGGAAAUUAUUUCUUUAUUGAGGUGAAUGCCAGGUUACAGGUAGAACACACAGUCACAGAAAAUGUUACAGGAGUAGAUUUAGUGCAGUCACAGAUCAAGGUUGCUGAGGGUAGAACACUGCCUGAAAUUGGACUUACCCAGGACAACAUUAGAUUGACCGGUUGUGCCAUACAGUGUAGGAUGACCACAGAGGAUCCAGCCAGAGGCUUCCAACCAGACACUGGCAGGAUAGAGGUGUUCAGAAGUGGUGAAGGAUUUGGUAUCCGUCUGGACAGUGCUUUAGGUUUUGCUGGAGCUAUUAUCUCCCCUUUCUAUGACUCUCUACUAGUGAAGGUGAUAGCACAUGCUGUUGAUCAUCCCUCGGCUUGUGCCAAGAUGUUGAGAACAUUGAAGGAAUUCAGAAUUAGAGGGGUCAAGACCAAUAUACCAUUCUUGUUGAAUGUGUUGGAGAACCCCCAGUUUCUGUCAGGUGUUGUAGACACCUACUUUAUUGACGAGAACCCACAGCUUUUCCAGUUUUACCCGUCCCAGAACCGAGCUCAGAAGUUACUCCAUUAUCUAGCCCAGGUGAUGGUCAACGGUCCGUCUACACCAUUAGCAACAAAGCUGCAGCCCUCAGACACAAUACCAUCAGUACCAGAGAUACCAUUUGAAUGGCAUUGUGACUUAUCAGAAACUUCUACGUCGGAAAGCGGGUCUGACUCUGAUUCAGAACCUCAGCAUCCAGGAGAAAUUCAUUUGACGAAGAAAAUCCCAGACCCGCCACAAGGAUUCCGUGAUGUGUUGAAGACAGAAGGUCCUGAAGCAUUUGCUAAGAAAGUGCGUGCACAUCAAGGCCUGUUACUGAUGGACACGACAUUCCGAGAUGCCCACCAGUCUCUCCUGGCUACCAGGGUGAGGACCUAUGAUCUCAAAAGGAUCUCACCUUAUGUCAGUCAUAGGUUCAAUAAUCUAUACAGUUUAGAAAACUGGGGAGGAGCAACAUUUGAUGUUGCAUUAAGAUUUUUACAUGAAUGUCCAUGGGACAGACUGAGAACGUUAAGAGAGUUGAUUCCAAACAUACCCUUCCAGAUGUUACUGAGAGGAGCCAAUGCUGUAGGAUAUACCAACUAUCCUGAUAAUGUUGUAUACAAAUUUUGUGAUGAAGCAGUCAAAAGUGGAAUGGACAUUUUCAGAAUAUUUGAUUCACUGAAUUAUCUCCCUAAUAUCAGGGUAGGCAUGGAGGCUGUUGGAAAUGCAGGUGGAGUUAUUGAGGCUGCCAUCUCCUACACUGGUGAUGUAUCUGAUCCUACAAAAACAAAAUAUAAUCUAGAUUAUUACGUUAAUCUUGCUACAGAGCUGGUCAAAUCUGGAACUCAUGUACUUUGUAUUAAGGACAUGGCUGGUAUUUUAAAACCAAGGGCAGCUAAGUUACUAGUGGGAACAUUACGAGAGAAGUUCCCUGACAUGCCAAUACAUGUACACACUCACGACACAGCUGGUGCCGGUGUGGCCUCCAUGUUGGCAUGUUACGAGGCCGGGGCCGAUGUUGUGGAUGUAGCUUGUGACUCGAUGUCAGGAAUGACGUCACAGCCAAGUAUGGGAGCUAUGGUCGCUGCUCUCGAGAAAACAGAUAGUGAUACAGGUAUAUUACUUGAUGAUGUAUCAGCUUAUUCAGCAUACUGGGAACAAGCUAGGAACCUGUAUGGACCAUUUGAAUGUGCUGUCACCAUGAAGAGUGGUAAUGCUGAUACAUACAGGAAUGAAAUACCAGGUGGUCAGUACACAAACAUACAGUUCCAGGCUUUCAGUCUUGGUCUGGCUGACCAGUUUGAAGAGGUCAAGAAAAUGUAUGUUGAGGCAAAUAAACUGUUGGGAGAUAUCCCAAAGGUAACACCAUCCUCGAAGGUUGUUGGAGAUAUGGCCCAGUUCAUGGUGCAGAAUAAACUCACUGCACAAACUGUAGAAGACCGAGCAGAUGAGUUAUCUUUCCCUGGAUCUGUUAUAGAAUAUUUCCAAGGUUACCUUGGAGAGCCCCCUGGUGGCUAUCCUGAACCACUGAGAACAAAGAUUCUUCAAGGCAAGACAAAGGUUGAGGGAAGACCAGGUGAAAGCCUUAAGCCACUUGACUUUGACACGCUAAGAACAGAACUAAGAGAGGAGUUUGGCAAGACUGUAAGGGAAGUAGAUGUCAUCAGUGCAUCUCUAUACCCUAAAGUUACCAAAGAAUAUCUUGAAUUUAAGGAAAAAUAUGGACCAGUAGAUGCAUUGGAUACUAAACUCUUCCUGGUUGGUCCUAAGGUGGCACAAGAGUUUGAGGUUGAAAUAGAGACAGGGAAAACUUUAUCCAUUAAGACAUUAGCUGUAGGUGACCUAGAUAAAGACGGUAAACGAGAAGUCUUCUUUGAACUCAAUGGUCAGCUUAGAUCUGUCUUCAUCAGAGACAACGAGGCUACAAAGGAGAUGCACUUCCAUCCAAAAGCUCUUAAAGGAGUACAUGGUUCAGUUGGCGCUCCAAUGCCUGGAAAUGUUAUAGAAAUUAAGGUCAAGGUUGGGGACAAGGUCGAGAAAGGUCAAGCGAUCCUUGUGUUGUCAGCCAUGAAGAUGGAAAUGGUGGUGAAUGCCCCUGUAUCUGGAACUGUGAAACAGAUCCUGGUAGAAAAUGGAAUGAAGCUAGAGGGAGAUGAUCUGUUGAUGGACAUUGAGCCGAGUUAGAAAUAUUUGUUGUGUUUAUAACAUGUGAAAGUGAGAGAAAAAUGAGUUGUUUAUGGUUAUUGAAAAAGAGUGAUACGUAGGGUAAAUUAGUUAAUAUUUUAUUUUGAUAUUUAAUGAUUGAAGUGUGAAGUUACAUUAACAAUUAGAUUCAGUCAAACUGUUCAUCUGGUUAUCACUUUAGCUCAAAAUUUAUCUAUUCUCUAUAGUAACAAAUAAUGGUUGUAAUACAGAAUUUCAUUUUAAUUCAUUAAACAGCAACUAUUAAUGAUAAAAUCAUUAAAAUUUGAUUCAAAUGAUAUUUUCCUUUAAUGGACCAAUGAUAAUUUAGUUUAUACAUGUAAUUUGUUCCAAAAACAAGAUUAUUUUCUUAAACAUUCUUUAAAACAGGGUAUUUUGAAUUGACAUUUUUGAAUUUCUUUCCUGCUUUAAAUCUGGAACUUACAUAGAAAUUUGAGUUUAACCUUAAGCACGAAAGUUGCCUAUAAUUACUGGUAUACUUUAUAAAUUGUGUGAAAAAUUGUAUGAUCCGAACUACCUAUGGUGUUUGUAUGAUUUUUUUAAUCAAGAAUAUAUACAUGUAUAUUUCACAUGAAAUAUUGCUAUAUUUAAAUGAUAAGAGGAUACCUGGGUUAUUAUUUAUAUACAAAUGUACCUCUUUCUGCUGAAUACCCAGAGUCUGAAGUCAAAAGUGUGAACAUAUGUAUCCAAGCCAUGUAUAUGUAUGAAACAUUUCAUUAUAAAAAGCCAUACCAUUUUAGAAAAUAUCUGAAGCAUAUUCUAUCACAAUGAAUAUCAGAUAUAUGUGUGGUGUUUAUAUGUAUGAUUUCUUUGAAUGUAAUUUUUAUGGAUGGUAUUGAAAGUAAUGUUUUAAAAAUAAGUGUUAGGGUGUGUUUUAUUGAAAAUAAAGAAAAAACAACAAAAUUAUAGUAAAUAAAUGAAAAGGUAUUUCAUAUGAAUGAAAAGUAACCUUAGUAUAUUUGUUAAAAGAGGAAUAAUAUUGAAUGAUAGUGUGUUUUUUUUUCUUCCAUGUUUUCAUUAUAGAAAAACUGGAAAUAUAUACAGGCAUAUCCUGUAUCAUAAUAUCACCAAUAUAUUCCUAAAGAAUACACGAUUUAUACAUGUAGAAGUAGAUUAGUUACUUAUAAAUUAAACUAUGUAUUAAUAGUAGUGACAUUGUAUUUUAGUUAUACAGUUUUAGUUUAUGUACAAAUGUAUAAUGGUUAUAAACUUGUCAUCCUUAGUUAUAUUUAUUCAUUAACUAGAAUUAGAGAGAUACUAACUUCAUGUUGAUUACUUCUGUCAUAGUCAAAUAGUGUUUGGUUUUUGUUGUUGUUGGUAAAAUGGAAUUGAAACAUUUGCCUAUAUACAAAAUGUUUUUAUGAUUGUUAAAGGCACAUUAUGACUCAGAAAUGCUAUCAUUUUUAUUUCUCAAAAACUUUAAAUAUAUAGUAUCUUGUUACAGUUUCCGCAAAAAGUACUUAUUUGCCAUAUAGAUGAACUGUCUUUGCAUCUUUUGCUUUGUUGGCAAUUGGUAUAAUUAUAGUGAAGAAGUAUAUUGUAUGGAAGUUAAAAUACUAUUUGUUUACAUUUUGCUACCUUUACAACAUAAUACUGAACAUUCAGCGCUACUUUCUUCAGCUAUUAAAUAUUUUACAUGCUUUAAAUCCAUUAUCAAAACAUUAUUAAACACAUGUUUGACAUUUCUAAAGAAUGUAAUAAAUAUGGAUUUCUGAGACAUAAUGUGCCUUUAAUUGAAAUUUCUAAAUUGAUGUUUUCCUUGUUAUAUAGUGUUGAUUAUUAACAUUCACAUUUUACAGUAAGUGAAAAUAGUAUACUGAAGUUAUACAUGUAUAAGUAACUUUCAAAUUCAAAGAAACACAGUUCAACAAACUUUAUGCAAACAUACUUGAACGUUUUAAUUUUAUGAGAAAUGAAACAUACUUUAUAUUCUAAUAAUAUAAGAAACAGACUUUUGGUAUGAUAUAGCUGAUGAAAUUAUUUAUAAUAUCUAUGCAUAAUAACUGGAAAUUUAUUGAAAUAACAUUUAUAAUGAAUGAAUAAUAUAUGAAACAUAAUAGGGGUGAUUUGUAAGUAUGUAUAAUUUUGGGUGGAGAGGAUUGUCAUUGAAAUUAAUAUGAUUUAUCUACAUGUAGCUUUCUGCUCUGCUACCUUUCCUAUUAUUCUCAAUACUAAUACUUACAUUAAAGGGCAUUUAUGUUUAAUUUCUUGCCAAUUUAUUACAGAUAAUGGAAUUCCAGAUUGAUUUGAUCUCUUAUGUCUCAGCUUAAAGUGCUAAUUUUUAUGUUGUGGUAUCAUAAACUCAUAUGUGUUCACUAAUUGGCAAUUAGAUAAGUGUGCUUUUUACUUAAUUGAAUAUUGUAUUUUGAUAACAGAUUUUUCAUUUUAUUCUAUACAUGUACCUACAAGAUUUUUUUGUUUGUUUUAAAAACAGUAAUUUUGGAGAAAUAUAAUUAUACAUAGGGAUUGAUAUUUCCAUAUUCUAUUAUGUUUUGUCUGAGUGGUUACCCCUGUGUUUAUUGAAGUGGAAAA